AUGAGCCAGCAGGAUGCUGUCGCUGCGCUUUCAGAACGCCUUCUCAUAGCCGCGUACAAAGGCCAAGCGGAGAAUGUGGUUCAGCUCAUCAACAAGGGCGCCAAGGUAGCAGUUACCAAGCAUGGCCGGACCCCGCUGCAUCUCGCUGCCCAUAAAGGUCACCUUGCUGUGGUCCAGAUCUUGCUGAAGGCUGGCUGCGACCUCGAUGUUCAGGACGAUGGGGAUCAGACCGCCUUGCACCGUGCGGCCGUGGUGGGGAACACUGAGGUCAUCUCGGCGCUCACCCAGGAGGGCUGUGCCCUGGACCGACAAGACAAGGAUGGGAACACGGCCCUGCACGAAGCAUCCUGGCAUGGGUUCAGCCAGUCAGUCAAGCUGCUCGUUAAAGCAGGAGCCAACGUGCUUGCCAAGAACAAGGCGGGGAACACGGCCCUGCACCUGGCCUGCCAGAACAGCCACGCCCAGAGCACGCGUGUCCUCCUGCUGGGCGGGUCCCGCGCCGACCUCAAAAAUCACGCAGGCGACACCUGUUUGCACGUUGCUGCGCGCUAUAAUCACUUGUCCAUCAUUAAGCUCCUCCUCAGUGCUUUCUGUUCUGUCCAUGAACAGAACCAGGCUGGAGACACAGCCCUUCACGUGGCCGCUUCCCUGAAUCACAAGAAGGUGGUGAAAAUCUUACUGGAAGCUGGAGCAGACGUGACCGUUGUUAAUAACGCAGGCCAGACCCCGCUGGAAGCUGCCCGCGACCACAAUAACCCAGAAGUUGCUCUUCUCCUCACUAAAGCUCCUCAGGUCUUGCGCUUCAGUCGUGGGCGAAGUCUGAGGAAAAAGAGAGAGAGGCUCAAGGAAGAGAGGAGAGCUCAGUCUGUGCCAAGAGAUGAGGUGGCACAAAGCAAGGGAAGUGUCUCGGCAGGAGACACCCCUAGCAGUGACCAGGCCGCACCCAGGAAAGAAGAGGCCAGAGAAGAUUUCCUGUCGGCCUCCCCAGAGCCCCGAACCAAGGACGACAGGAGGAGGAAGUCAAGGCCCAAGGUCUCAGCGUUUUCCGACCCCACCCCACCGGCAGACCAACAGCCUGGACACCAGAAGAACUUACAUGCUCAUAAUCACCCGAAAAAGAGGCCCAGGCAUCGAUGCUCACCCCCACCGCCUCCCCACGAGUUCAGAGCGUACCAGCUCUACACGCUGUACCGGGGCAAGGAUGGGAAAGUGAUGCAGGCACCCAUCAAUGGCUGUCGAUGUGAACCCCUGAUCAACAAGCUGGAGAACCAGCUGGAGGCCACGGUGGAGGAGAUCCGAGCAGAGCUGGGGUCGGUCCAGGACAAGAUGAACACGAAGCUGGGACACAUGGAGAGUAAGACGCAGCACCAGAUGCGUGUUCUGGACAAGCUGAUGGUUGAGCGACUCUCGGCCGAGAGGACAGAGUGCCUGAGCCGCCUGCAGCAGCACUCGGACACGGAGAAGCUUGAGGGCGAGAAACGCCAGAUGUCCUUGGUGGAUGAAUUAAAAACCUGGUGCAUGUUGAAGAUUCAGAAUCUGGAACUGAAGCUUUCCGGAGAUUCUAGGGCCUCCCGAGCUAAAUCCACGCCGUCUACUUGCGAGUCCUCCACAGCUGUGGAUCCAUCAGUGGUGACGGCAGGCCCAGUCGCAGCUUCCGACAGUUCCCCUCGGGUGGUCAGGCCCAAGGAGAAGGGACUCGGCUCCGCGGCUGCCCACAGGCUCCAGCAGGAGCUGUCCUCCUCGGACUGCACGGGCUCCCGACUGAGGAGCGUCAAGGUCCAGACUGCCUUGCUGCCCUUACAAGAGGCAGCCAGGUGUGCCCAGCAGGCCGGGCCCUGCGUCCACAGAGGCACCCAAACCAAGAAGUCUGGGAAAAGUGGGCAGACGAGGCACCGAGCCCAGCCACCAGCACCCAGCACCACCUGCGGGCAGCCACCGGCAGCCACAGGCAGCGAGCAGACUGCCGCUCACAUCCGAGACGCCUCCCAAGCUCUGGAGAUUACCCAGUACUUUUUUGAGGCUGUUGCUACCCAGAUGGAGAAGUGGUAUGAAAGGAAGAUUGAAGAAGCACGAAGCCAAGCCAGUCAGAAAGCCCAGCAAGACAAGGCCACCCUGAAGGAACAUAUUAAAAGUUUAGAAGAGGAACUUGCUAAACUAAGGACGAAGGUGCAGAAGGAAAAUUAG
This is a messenger RNA of Pipistrellus nathusii (Nathusius's pipistrelle), 2184 nucleotides long. The record is from the annotation of a GenBank genome assembly. NCBI's taxonomy places the organism in Eukaryota, Metazoa, Chordata, Mammalia, Chiroptera, Vespertilionidae.